AAUGUCGGAGGCGUAGAACUUCCUAAGGGGAACGCCUAUCUUUGUCUUGACGUAUACGCAUUUGUUCACUUGACUGAUUGUGAGGACGCAAAUGGCCACGUACGUCUGUGCUUACGAAGCAGAAUGAAGCAUCUAAUCGAUUAAGUCAGUUACCGAAUAGAGUGCAAUCGCAAAUUUGCGCUCGCGAGUGUACAAACGCAAAUUACGAAUUCUGUUACUAUAGGAUUGCAACAUGAUUAAAUAUGUUGUAGGGGAGUGUUCUGUGAGUGAAUUUCCCGCAAGAAUUAAAAGUUGGGGAUGGCAUUGGUUUAAGAGGAGAUAUAGUACAUUAAAGUAAUUUGUAAAUGAUGGCAUUAAUGAUAUAAGAGAUAUAUGAAGUGAUUUUCAUUGAAUGUUACACGAAGAUUUCUUAGGCCCGUGGGGCCUGUUAAUUAUAAUUGUGAUAGGAGUAGGAAUCAUCUUGAUCGCGUUACUCCUGUUCGUCUGUUUUCUCAUGCCCGGUUGUAUCGGCUAUGAAUACUUCAGAAAACAACGCAAAGAAGUUAAGAGCGUGCCUCUGCAAACGAAGAAUCAAGAGAAGAACUUAAAAUUAAAUGACAUCAGUUAUAGAUCUUGGAGACUUGGUAGUCUAUACGAAAAUGACAGUAAUGGUGUUAUUAGUGAAAAUGCAGAAUCUCAGAGAAAUUCGUUCAAUUCUACCACUGCUCAGUAUAAAAAUAUGGAUUGUUCUUCUACACUGAAUUUGAUUUAUCCAGAUAAACAGAAAAAUGAUAAAAAGAUGAAAGAGUUUCCGAUCGAAUUGACAAUGAGCUUGCAAUAUUUGCCACCCUGUGAUAAUAUUAUCCCCGGAAAACUCGUUAUCGGUAUUGAAGCGCUAUGUGGUCUUCCUCCUAAACAAUAUAACGGAACAUUGGAACCUUACGUUGUAUUGAAUAUUAUGAAACAGUCAUGGAGCUACAAAAAGCGGCAAAAAUUGCAUAGUUUUAGAACAAGGGUGAUCAAGCAUACUGCCAGUCCGAUUUACAAAGAGACUUUUGUUAUUGCAAAUAUAAAGCCACAGGAAGCUAAGGAAUGGAUAUUAGAUAUCACUGCGUAUGAUCAUGAUAGAUACGCAAAUCACACAGAAUUAUGUUCGCUUAAGGUAUUGCUAAAAAAUAUGAAGAAGAUAUUUUACAACCCGGAAAUUCACAUGUUUAAUUAUAAAAUGAAGCCGUCCUAUCAGGAAUUUGGCCACAUUUUGUUAGCUGUAAGCUAUCUACCCACUGCAGAAAGGCUAACUAUUAACAUUAUGAAAUUACGCGAUAUUAAAUUUAUAUCAACUGGGUUGAGUUUAAAUGAAUUUAAUCCAUACGUUAAAGUAUUAAUGUUAAACGGAAAGACGGGUAAAAAAAUGAAGAAAAAGAAGACCAAAUAUUUGUGUACGAUUGCACAACCAGAAUUUAAUGAGACAUUGACGUUUAACUUACCAGUUACACAACUCGAUACUGUCCAAUUUUUAGUGGUGCUUUGUGGCAAGGUUUUACCAGAAGGAUUAUCUGCCAAUACCGUCGACGCUAGUGACAGUGAAGAUUCUGUCAGUUCGUUCAAAAAGUCUACCGAUAUUUUUAUCGGUAAAGUGGCUCUUGGAAAAGGUGUGAGAGGUUCGACCGAAAGAUUACAUUGGUUCUCAGUGCUUCAAAAUCCAAGAAAACUUGUUACUGUCUGGCAUACUUUGAAAUAA
Molecule: messenger RNA, 1720 nt
Organism: Atta colombica
Lineage: Eukaryota; Metazoa; Arthropoda; Insecta; Hymenoptera; Formicidae
Gene: Syt20
Product: synaptotagmin-1-like
Exons: 11
Coding region: 392-1720 (442 amino acids)
Biological process (GO): calcium-ion regulated exocytosis; cellular response to calcium ion; regulation of dopamine secretion
Molecular function (GO): calcium ion binding; phosphatidylserine binding; clathrin binding
Source: RefSeq, a predicted model, not a curated record